Molecule: messenger RNA, 1078 nt
Organism: Vitrella brassicaformis
Lineage: Eukaryota; Vitrellaceae
Source: the annotation of a GenBank genome assembly
AUGAUGAGCCGGUUCGCCUGGGCAUUGUUGCUCCUCCUUUGCUGCUCCACUGCCGCCUCAUGCGUCGACGUCAACCGAAGCAACAAGAAGAAGGCACUCGCACGGGUAACAACAACAGACGAACAAAAGGCAGAGACACAAACACGAGAUGGAUGGAUCACGCGCUGCUUCGGUUGUUUGUGUGCAGGCUGGCCUCGUCUUUCGCUCCGUGCGCCUGAAGCAGCCGGCAGAGGAUCAGCCGAGCCUCGCCGAGAUCUAUCAAGACGAGCUGCAGAGCGAGGCCGACGACCUCGCUAUGCCACAGGAGACACGGCCUCGCCGCAUCAGCAAUGGCCCGAUUCCGUCCCACUCGAUUCAGAGAGACAAGGAGGACCCGGCAAUUGCUGAGCUGCGAGAGAUGCAGCAGGCAGCCCAGGACAAGCAACAGCAGAUGGACGAGCUGGAGGAGCAACAGGAGCAAGACACCAAGCAAAAGGAACAAGGUGCCUCAACACGCACACACAGACAGACAGACAGACAGACACACAGAUGUGAUUGUGUCUCUGUGGAUCAGUCAAUUCUGCGCGGGUCGACAGUCAGCAGAGGGCCGAGGAAGAGGAGGAGCAGAAGGAGUUCGAGCAAGCACACAAAGACGCACCGCUGCUCUCAUCGUUCAGGCAGCGAAACGGUCCUCGCAAAGCAGCAAAGGGUCAGUCACCAAAGGACACAGAGAUACAGAACAAUCGUCAUGUGUGUGGAUCUGAUGAUCCAGUCGACGUGACGAAUGGCGCCAUUAGCAACGAGCAUACCCCGCCUUCGCUCAAGUCGCAGAUGGAACAAGAGGAACGGAAAGAGCAGGUCAAAGCUGUGCUCCAAGAGGUAAGACAGACAACUGGAUGGACCAAUGGCAUGUCCUUGCUGAAAAUGUCUGUGUGUGUUGUGUUGGUGCCAGGUUGAGGAGACGGCUGCACAGGCAGAGCGAGAAGCGGUCAAGAACGAGGAAGAUGAGGUGGAGAGUAUCUUUGAGGACGCUGCUGUGAGGGACAGACAGACAGCAGCAGCGGACGGACAGCAGGACGAGUACACGGAGGAAGACUGA